This is a messenger RNA of Fusarium redolens, 780 nucleotides long. RefSeq lists its product as uncharacterized. NCBI's taxonomy places the organism in Eukaryota, Fungi, Ascomycota, Sordariomycetes, Hypocreales, Nectriaceae. The transcript has a single exon. The record is from RefSeq and is a predicted model, not a curated record. Bases 1 to 780 code for a protein of 259 amino acids.
AUGCAUCCUAACAAGAUAUCCUGCGCACCUAUCUACCUUACGCCUCAAGAAGUAAAACGCUCUGCCUUGAUAAAGCUCGAGGCAUUGGAAACCCUCAACCUGCAUCGACAAUGGGUUGAUAAUUCCGCAAUAUUUUUAAAUAAGGAUGGCUCUUAUUCGCAUAAAGUGGUUGACAAAGGGUCCCUUCAAAUGCAUAUACAGACAGCAUAUUUUUCCAUGGCCAGUUUCAUUUACUCGCCAGGAUGCAAAGUCUCGCCAGAAGAAGAGAGACUACAAAAUGCUCGUCGUCACCUCCUAGUCUCGAUUCUUGCGCACGCAUGGCUCUGGGGAAGGCCUAAAGUAUUAGAUAAUCAAGGCAAUUUCGUCGCUUUUGAAAAAAGACAAGUAAUUGCACCUCAAGAUAUCCUUGAUUUCUUUGGCAAAGUUCGGGCUCAUGAGGCAAAUUAUACCUAUGAAGAAAUACAAAAGUUUCUAGUAAAUGCACAAGAAGUGCCUUUGCAUUUAGAUAAGUCAAAGUGGAAUUUAACGGGGUUUAUUGCAUGUUUGAGGUGGGAUAACUUGCAUAAUCUAUAUCAUAAUGGAGGCCCGUGGUGCUCUUGUCGGCUUGAGAAGGAUCGCUACCCACCACCUUACUAUGAGACUUUCCCAACAAAAGGUGCAUAUUUUGGCAUAGCCCGCCGAUUUAGACAUUGGCUCUUUCGUGGCAACAAUGAGAGGGGGAGAGCAGGUUGUGAGGUGGGGAUGACUAAAGCUGAAUACUUAGAGAAAGAUCAAUUAUAG